Messenger RNA from Suillus subaureus, 549 nucleotides. RefSeq lists its product as uncharacterized. NCBI's taxonomy places the organism in Eukaryota, Fungi, Basidiomycota, Agaricomycetes, Boletales, Suillaceae. The record is from RefSeq and is a predicted model, not a curated record. Bases 1 to 549 code for a protein of 182 amino acids. The transcript is spliced from 2 exons.
AUGAAAUUUAUCAUUGAUGGUGAAGACAAGGUUUCUCAUGAUUGGUUAAAGCUGAUGCUUGAGCUGACAAGCAAGCUGCUGACAGGAACAGAGGUGUACAAGUUAUAUGAUUACAUCCUCUCCACAUGUGCUGACCCCGAACAGGCAUACUUGCACUUGUCCCUUGUUGCCACCCUCGCAGACCCUCUUCCCAUCUCACAACUCUCAACACUUCUUGGCCCUGGUUUGGGAAGAGAUGUGCAGACAACACUGAUACAACUACAGUCUGUCAUGGAUAUCCCUACAGACAGCACUCUUCCCAUGAAUAUCUUUUACUUGUCCAUUCACAACUACGUUUCCAACCCCUUGAACUGCAGCCUCCCUCAAGUAUGUGAUAUCACAUCACCCCACUCCCUACUUGCUGGUUCUGCUCUUCACUUGAUGGUGAAAGACAUUCCAGAAAGCAUGGCUCUCUUGGGUGCACUCUCAGAACUGAAGAAGCAAAGCAAAGCUAUGCAACCCAAGCAACAAGGAUCGCCACAGCCACACAGCUUGUCACAGGUCACAUAG